CAUCAACUUACUUCCAAUUAGCAGUAACAGGUACCUAUCUCCUAGGUAGUUGAUUACACGAUGGCUUCUCUUAGAAAAUUCCCAUUCUCAUUUGGGGUCGGCACCGAUAUAUGUCGGAUCCCAAGGAUUUAUAGUCUUUUAACCAAAAACCGGGGUGUAAACUUUGUUCGUCGUGUCCUGACCCAGGAGGAGAUAAACGCUGUUCGCGCAUCGUCUAAAGUCCUCGAACCCGUAUUUCACGAGUUUAAACCGUCCUCAAACGACUCGAAUGGUGAACGCGACCGGCAAUAUCAUCUUGCCAUACUGGAUGCGGCUAGAUUUAUGGCUGGAAGGUGGGCUGCAAAGGAAGCUGUUAUAAAAGCCUGUAAUAUUUAUAGGGUCACCUUCCACGACAUAACAAUUACCUACGAACACCAAUUAGCCAAAUCGUUAAGAAACAAAGGGUCUUCUAGUCAUCCUAUGGCAGAGCAGAGCCCUUCACCUUCGGACUCUCAAGAGAUAGAAAAACCAAGGCAAACUAGUCCGCCCGUGGCUGUUAUAAAAGGUCAUGGCACCGGGGAUAUGUACGGGCGGCUUAGUAUUAGCCACGAUGGAGAUUAUGCGGUUGCUACGUGUGUGACGUUCUGGGGAGAACCGGACGACGACGUAUCCGGGGUAGAUUAAGUCGAGUACCUAUUGUAUGUAUAAUAGGAUGAGAAAUUGCUUAUGGACUUUUCAUGGAUUUGUAAAAUGAUAAAUGUUGAAUAUGAAUAGCACCUUCCUACAGUGUAUUACAUAGUACAAAGGCAGCUUUAUUAG
This is a messenger RNA of Daldinia caldariorum, 798 nucleotides long. RefSeq lists its product as uncharacterized. The record is from RefSeq and is a predicted model, not a curated record. Bases 61 to 663 code for a protein of 200 amino acids. Lineage: Eukaryota; Fungi; Ascomycota; Sordariomycetes; Xylariales; Hypoxylaceae. Gene Ontology annotation, molecular function: holo-[acyl-carrier-protein] synthase activity; magnesium ion binding. The transcript is spliced from 2 exons. Gene Ontology annotation, biological process: fatty acid biosynthetic process.